Pomacea canaliculata is the source of this 1514-nucleotide messenger RNA. RefSeq lists its product as uncharacterized. Bases 13 to 969 code for a protein of 318 amino acids. NCBI's taxonomy places the organism in Eukaryota, Metazoa, Mollusca, Gastropoda, Architaenioglossa, Ampullariidae. The record is from RefSeq and is a predicted model, not a curated record. The transcript has 7 exons.
CACAGGCCAGUGAUGUGGGGGUGUGCACGUGCGACCGUUAGGCCGGUGGGAGGACACAGACCCACACAGUCGAGUCGACGAUCGCCGAGGUGCAGCGGAAGUGAAGUGACAUUAGCGAACAUGAGGAGCAUCCAUCUGGUCCUGACGAUGGUGGCGCUGGGCUGCACGACUGGACCCUCCAGUGCUGAGCCUGACUACUGUAAGCGCGGCAUGUGGCUGUCAGACGCCUACCGCCAUUGCUUCGAGCAGCAGCGCAUCAACCUGCCGUACCUGCCGCUGCAGCAGCUCACACCUGUCGUGGACGGCUGCAUGGUGGAGGACUACGCUCGCCACGUCUGCCAGGUGGUGAAGCCGGCGGCACUGUCGUGUUUUGAAGGCGAGGUCAGAAGCUGUGACCACAAGGACAGGCUGCUGGCCAUCGCUGACCAGUCGGGAGGCGCCUGCUCCGGUAACCAAGUCAACAAGGAGUUCAAGGAGCACAUCCUCAACUUCCUGCAGCCCGUGAGGACGGACUCGCGCUGCUUCUCGUUGCUGGGGGAGGAUGCCUACCAGUGCUGGGUGGAGGAGACGAUGACCAUGAUGGAGGAGAACCCCAACCUGGAGACCAUGUCGGUCGAUGAAUUCAUCGUCGCCAACAACCAGUUUUUCGAUCGUCUGCUGACCUGCUUCGUCGACGUGUUCCGCAGCAACGUGGCGGCCUGCGAGAACUGGCAGAUCCCUCUCCUCAUGGAGCUGCAGGGCACCGGCAUCCCCUCGCUCUUCGGCAUGACCUUUACCCCUGAGCAGAUGGACCGACUGGAGCUGGUCCAAGAGUGCCCUACUCACCAUGGGGGACAGCCCUAUCGCAGACACUGUAACAACCAGCCGACAUCCACUCCAUCCGAUGACAAGGGAGAAGAUGAAGGUCAGGUACAACAACAGCAGCAGCUUGACUUCACUUUACCUCCCUUCCUUAAACCAAAGGCAUGACACCAUCCUGACACCGCCAACAGGGUGAUGGUGUCUGUUGACGUCGGUGCUAGACGUCUGUGAUAAUCGGUGAUGAGUUGAUCACAAAGAAACUGAUAAUCGAUGUUUUUAAAAUGAUGUUUACAAAAUAAUGCUUUUCCUGGACAACGAUAAAUUUGAAAUUACUUCAUUAUAGCUGCAGUCAGCACUGAAAAAUGAUGAUGUUAACAUAUUACCGAAAUUUCGUCCGUAGAGGGAUACAUGCAGUUCGCCAUUCCAAGAUUUCGUGGGCACCCGUUGGGGUUUGUUUUUGUUUUGUUUUGUUUUGUUUUGUUUUGUUUUGUUUUAGCACCGAUCACAGAGUUGUUUGGUAUUGGAGAGCGCCGGCAGCUAACCUGUACACGACAGACGCACCUGUCAAUAAUCUUUUCUACAUGUAUUAUACAGUGGCAUAGGAAGAUGUUCGGCGUUGGGGGGGCAAACUCCCUGCUGACAGUGAACGACGUUCGCACUCGCACAUUUCGUAAAAAAGGAUGGAUGGGGGGGGGGGUACUGCACGCACGCAC